Messenger RNA from Peronospora matthiolae, 2211 nucleotides. Lineage: Eukaryota; Oomycota; Peronosporomycetes; Peronosporales; Peronosporaceae. The record is from the annotation of a GenBank genome assembly.
AUGGAGACGUUUGCGCCCCUCACGAAGGCCGAGCGGCGCGAGCGCUUCAUGCACAAGACGCGGGCCGAGGCCGGGUACGUGUUCAAGUACCUCAUCCUGACGCAGAUCAUCGUGUACCUCGAAGCCGGCGCGAUUCCGUGUCUCCUGGACCAGCUCAGCGUGUCCCUCACCCUGGACGCCACGCAGCAGGGCGCUCUGGGAGGCGUGGUCUACCUGGCCCUGAGCGCCGCGUCUCCCCUUUGCGCCUAUUUCCUGCACCGGUUCAACCCCCGCCUCGUCCUGGGGCUCAGUCUCCUCUGCAACAACGUGGCCGUGCUCAUGCUGGCGCUCACGCCCACUGGAUACACGUACAGUGCCAAUAUGCUCAUUCUCGCCCGAGCAGCCGUGGGGUUCACUCAGGCGUUCCCCUGUAUCUACACGCCGCUCUGGGUGGACGAGUACGCGCCCAGGGAAAAGGUGGCGGGCUGGAUGAGCUACCUCCAAGGCAGCGUCCCCAUGGGCGUCAUGCUCGGCUACUUUAUCGGUACCGUGAGCAACUGGCUCGUGCCCGAGAGUUCCCCGCACGUCCAGACGUGGCGCUGGCCCUUUCUGCUGCAGUUUCUAGCACUGCUGCCGGUCAACAUGGCGAUCUUCCUCGUGCCUUCGAAGCACUUGAUCAUCCGCAGUGACAAUGACCGAGAAGCUACUGGCAGUGGAGGCACCGAGAGUGCGAGUGUCAGCUCGUCGGACGGCUGUGAAGACGAAGUGCAGUCGGUGGAAGUUGACGUGGAUGCUGUGAAGACGAGUGUGAAGGGAGACGACGGAGACGCAGAAGGUGCUCGAGAAGACACGAAGAAAACGCACAACGCCGACGGCACGUUACGCUUCGAGCUCGAGCCACUCACUUAUGGACGCAGCGGCUUUCCGAGCACACGUGGCAGAUCUGCUUUUGGUCUGCACAGCUUUUUGGAUGAAGCAGCGGCGGGCACGCCAAUGAGUUCGAGGUCGACGACAUACCAUGACGAAGAAGACGCAUUGCUUGCUGGUGCGAGUAUGUAUGGGCCGAGCAGCCAGCGUAGCUAUCGACAGCUUCUCCAGAACCAGGAACAGCAGUACCACCUCGGUCCUUGCGAAGAGGAUGCAGCGGUGGCAUCGAUUCGGCGGACUAUGAUUCGAACUCCAAGCUCAAACGGUUCGGUACUACCCGAAGCGGUUGGAGUUGAAUUGGAAGCUGGUGAGAGCACUGUCCAUGCCCACCCGGAGAUCUUGACAUCGCCGAUCAGUGCUGAGAGUGCGGGUGGUGAAGCUAUCGUCGUUGUGGCUUCAGCUGCUGCACAACAACCGCCGGUGCCUGUGCCUGAAGGCGGCGCUCCUGCAUCAGCAUCCUAUGGCGCCUUGGAUACAGCAAUAACUCCAGCGAAAACUUCACAGAUAAGCGUGUUGGAAGCCUCGAUCAUGGAAGAUGAGUUCAUUGAGGUGUAUGAGCAAGGCGCGUUUUCGGACGGCUUACGCGAGCUGUUGCGCAUACCUGUGUUCUGUCUCAUUGUGUUCGGCCUCACGACGGUGUACUUUGUCGUCACGGGCGUGCAGUACUGGAGCACCAUCUUCAUGAUCAAGUCACUGCACGCAUCAAAGUACCUCGUCAAUGCGCUGUUCGUCGUCGUUUCCGGUACAGGACCCAUUCUCGGCGUAUUCUUCGGUGGGUGGCUCAUUGACCGAUACGGAGGAUACAGAGGUGUGGCACAGCGUGCAAAGGCUCUGGGAAUCUGCAUGAUUCUCGGGCUGACAGCCUUUUUUAUCUCGGCGGUGACGACGUUCUUCAACGACGUCUUCAUUACCUCUGGCUUCUUGUGGCUGCUGCUCUUCUUUGGCGGCUCGAUUCUGCCAGCUUGCACAGGCAUAUUCAUCUCCGUUGUGCCAGCUGAACAUCGCGCGAUCGCUUCGUCAUUCUCCGUGAUGGUGUUCAAUUUAUUCGGUUACUCUCUGUCGCCGUAUCUCACGGGUCUGAUCAUGGAGUGGGUCAUUUCGAAGCAGGGACAACCGAAGAGCUACUUCGAGUUUUGUGACGAAGCCUGCGCUUACAGGAUUGGAUUCCGUUUCUGCCUCUGUUGGUCCGUGUGGUCCGUCCUGUGCAUCGGUUCCGCCUGGCACAUCGCCUCUCGGCAGGCGGAGAAUGCUCGUCUGGCGAAGAACUUCUAUAUCGCGAAACGCCCGGUAGACGUAGAAUGCUAA